Molecule: messenger RNA, 2976 nt
Organism: Botrytis sinoallii
Lineage: Eukaryota; Fungi; Ascomycota; Leotiomycetes; Helotiales; Sclerotiniaceae
Exons: 1
Coding region: 1-2976 (991 amino acids)
Source: RefSeq, a predicted model, not a curated record
AUGGACAUACCUUUGUCUUCCCGAAAUGGGGGCGAGUCUUCGAGACUCGAUCAUAUUGGCCAACACUCUUCUUAUGCCACCCCUCCAUCAUUUGGUCUCACCUCCCACUCACAACGCAUAGCAAAGCAUGCUAAACAUCAACAAGCAAAUGCAGAAUAUGCAGGUUAUGCAGAAUCUCCCGAAUAUGCAGACCUCGUCACAAAGUUACAAAUUCGUAUCGCUGUUCUCGAGAACGACCUCGCCCAUGCUACAAAGGAUAAAGAUGAAGCUAUCAAGAGUUCCGUCAUCAUUGCUAGAGCACUGGGUAACGUUGCCAACAAUUCGGAGUCACUUACGAGAAAGCAACAAAAUCCUGAUGCCGAAGAAUUGGAGGAGUUGAGAGUUGUAGUGCCAAGAUUGAGAAGGGAGAAUGCUAUUCUUUGGGAACGCAUCGAGUCUCGGCAGACUGAUCACAUGGCCAUCAAUGAUAGUCUCACUGAUGCUUCCUUUAAAGGCAAGAACCCCGACCCAUUUUCCGUGGAUGAAACCAACCACCACAUCCCAUUCAGGCCACGAACAACACAUCCCAUCAUCGAUGCGGCCAUAAAGAAAAUCAGCACUCAGGAAGAAUCCAGGCACUCUCAUCACCCAGUGAACUUCAGCGAAGCAACCCAUCUUCCCAACACAGUCAAUCUUCAGCGAGGUGACGACGGUAGUUUAUCGGUUCCACCCAGCUUUCCCAUUCUCCCCACCACCCAAAAGAGAAGAACCAUUCACGACUACAACACCUCCACGCUCGAUGACGUUCUUGCCUCUGAUGAUGAAGAUGAGGAUCCGGUAAUCAAAAUAGAAGAUCAACUUCUCUUUCAACAACAGGCACAUGUAAAUUUCAUUAAUGUUCCUGCUCCUGCUGUCCUCAAAGCCGGUUUUGAGUUAUCUCCAGAAAAAGCUGUGAGGGGUCACGAUUAUGCUAAUCAAAGUCAGCCUAAUCGCAAUUUCUACUAUGAUAGGUUCAAUACACGCAAUCCAAAUGCAUCAACUCGUUCCCGAUCCGCCGAACUUGCCGAUUUGAGACCAGGAACCACUAUCUGGACAACACCUCAACAGAGAGAUGGUGAGAUCAUGACUCACAUGGGUGAUUGUGAUCCAAAAAAUCGUAACAUUCCGGACUAUUUUAGAUACGGAAUUCUUUAUGUUCCUGGGCCAGGAGAUGGUGAUUUUUUGAGAGGUGUCCAUAUUGGGGGUAUUCCAGAGUAUAUGGACCUGAGGGAUGUUCUUACGAGGGUUAGAGGUGGUAGGAUCUACUCAGCAGUUCUAUUGGACACAAUGAAGUUGGCGGGUAGUAAGUCGGUGUUGGUUACGUUCAUCGAUCAGGAGGAUGCCAAGGCUUAUGUUGAAUAUGCGAACGCUCAUCCCAUUACGCUCAGGGCAACAGAUUCGGGUGGUGAGAAUGUGGGCAAGGCGAUUGUCACACAUAUUCAUACUCCCACAUACCCUUUCUCUCCAGCAAAAUUUAGGACGAUCUUUGAGCUGAAUCGUACUCGCGUCCUUACGAUCCCCAAUUUCCCUCCGACUAUUUCCCUUCGAACUCUCGUGUAUGAUUUGAAAAACAGAAAUGAGUUUAAAGCUAACAGCUUGCUCGAAUGGUACAUCGAUGAAGAAGGAACUCUCCGAAUGGAGUUUUCCAGUAUGGAUGAAGCUGGGAGUGCUUUUGGUCUUUUAACCAGGUCGGGUGCUUAUAGAGAUUUUGGAUUGAUCUUGCAAUUCGAGAGAGAUAAUUGUGAAGGGGACUUGCAGGAAUUGGAGAAAGAACCUGAAAAGAGAAGACCCAUGUUUCCUCCAACAGAACUGGGAGUUAGGACCAAAAGACGCGGAAGUCGAGUUGAGGGAAUGGGCGAUGGUUCGAAAGUGGAUGCAGUUGUUGAUUCGGUUUUAGUGGUGCAGAGAAAGAGACUGGCAGCGUUGCAGAGACAACAUGAUGUCAUUCCCAGUUUGAGAGGCUCAGCUUUAAAGGCAGGUUCGUGGGCUGAUGAGGUCGAGGAGAAAUUGGGAGAUAAUACAUCGAUCCAGGAUUUUGGUCGUCAAGAUGAAGACACUGGUACUAUCAGACAUCAACCAUAUCAAGCAGAUUCCAGUGCCGGAUCUACAUCAACCCUCAUCGGAGCAUCAUCUGAUGCCCCACAAAAAGAUGAAGAUCCCUCUUUCGUCACCCCAAAACGCGCACCUCGCAUUAUUACUGGAAAACAAUGGCUCCUUGAAGUUGCUGCCGCUGAAUCUUCUUCUCAGAAUCCAUCUGCAUCAUCAGCUACACCAAAUUCUGAUGCGCCAGCUCCAAUGCCAGACACACCUACCUCCAACAACUCCACACCUCGACCCCGUCUUGUUGUUUCAACCACAUCUCUUCCUCAAAAUGACACCACCAAAUCUUCCUCUCCAAGCUCCGCAGAAUACAGCAUUCAUUCCUUCGCUUCCUCCGCAGUUUCUGCCGCCGACAAUGACAAUCCUUCCCUCCCAUUUUCCCAUCCCAGAAAACAAACCCAAGCUCCUCUUGCACACAAGGCUAAACCAUCAGUCCAGUUCAUCGGUCCACGCAUCUCCGCCUUCCAACCUGCCCAACCCGGAGAGGCUCCCCCCAAUCUUCCGAUCGAGCCAACUGCAUCAACAUCAACCCCACCAAGCGCAAAUAUUCAAGCCCCCCAAACCUUCAAAUCCACAGUCGAAAAUGCAGAUACAAAGGUUUAUUUCGAUCUUGAUCCGGAAGCUGAUACCGAGAAGGCAAUUUUGGAGAGUGAGGUUGAGAGUGAUCAUGAAGUACAUGGAAGUGUGGAUAAAGGAGAGGUUUUGAGUGAGGAAAGGGGAAAGGGAACGGGAACGGAAAAUGCAGUGAAGAUUAAUCCGGAUGAAAUUGAUCUUGAUGGGGAAUCUGAUGGGGAGAAUGAUGAGAAUGAGGGUCUUUUUCAAAAGGAGCUAGUUCUUGAUGAUAGAGCUCAGGAUUAA